GGGAUUCGAGGCCGCUUGGCCGUCUUCUUCGCCUUGGCUCUGCCCCUGUUUCCCCUGCUCCAGCUUCCCCAGUGCGUCCGGCCGGCGCUUUAUAGGUGCAGCCUGGGCGGCUCCACCGGCUGUUUUUAGGCUUUUUCGGAUUGUGGUUGUUCCUGUGGUCCGCAAAGAUGCAGCUGAAGCCGAUGGAGAUUAACCCCGAGAUGCUGAACAAAGUGUUGGCCAAGCUGGGUGUCGCCGGCCAGUGGCGCUUCGCAGACGUGCUAGGGCUGGAGGAAGAGACUCUGGGCUCAGUGCCAUCCCCUGCCUGCGCGCUGCUGCUGCUGUUUCCCCUUACUGCCCAGCAUGAGAACUUCAGGAAAAAACAAAUCGAGGAACUGAAGGGCCAAGAAGUUAGUCCUAAAGUGUACUUCAUGAAGCAGACCAUUGGAAACUCUUGUGGUACCAUUGGGCUGAUCCACGCAGUGGCCAAUAAUCAAGACAAGCUGGAAUUUGAGGACGGGUCAGUCCUGAAGCAGUUUCUUUCUGAAACGGAGAAGAUGUCCCCCGAAGACAGAGCCAAGUGCUUUGAGAAGAAUGAGGCCAUUCAGGCAGCACAUGACUCUGUGGCCCAGGAGGGCCAGUGUCGGGUAGACGACAAAGUGAAUUUUCAUUUUAUUCUGUUCAACAACGUUGAUGGCCACCUCUAUGAACUUGAUGGGCGAAUGCCCUUUCCCGUGAACCACGGCGCCAGUUCAGAGGACGCUCUGCUGCAGGAUGCUGCCAAGGUCUGCAGAGAAUUCACUGAGCGUGAGCAGGGGGAAGUCCGCUUCUCCGCAGUGGCUCUCUGCAAAGCCGCCUAAGUCCUGGAGGGGAGAAAACCAGCCGCUCCCCUUCCCCUGGGCAGGCCCACGCGGCCCUGCCCUUGGUCUGCAGCUUUAGCACUUAGAACCACAGCUGUCCUCUUCCGUUCCACAGCCCCGUUACCUCCACCCUUCCCAGGCCACCAGGGAGCUCUGUCACAGCCACACCAGUGUGAACCUCAGAGGCAAAGCGGUUUCCCCUACUGUGUCUCGUACCUUAAUAUCUACGGCUUCUUUGGUUUGUGUCUGUAAGUCAAGGCUUUGCGUGUGGUUUGUCUGUCCUUAAAAGGAAUAAUAAAACUUUUCUGCUGGUAA
Molecule: messenger RNA, 1154 nt
Organism: Myodes glareolus (Bank vole)
Lineage: Eukaryota; Metazoa; Chordata; Mammalia; Rodentia; Cricetidae
Source: RefSeq, a predicted model, not a curated record